This is a messenger RNA of Colletotrichum paranaense, 816 nucleotides long. RefSeq lists its product as uncharacterized. The record is from RefSeq and is a predicted model, not a curated record. Lineage: Eukaryota; Fungi; Ascomycota; Sordariomycetes; Glomerellales; Glomerellaceae. Bases 1 to 816 code for a protein of 271 amino acids. The transcript has 3 exons.
AUGACCAAGACCACGGCCCAAAUCAAGGUACAAAGUAUCCGUACACGCGCAACGCUGGCCCGGGUUACGGACGGGAGCAUGAUGCAGGAUUGGAUCCGCUGGUCCUUGAUGGCGGCGACGAACAAGAACGACAACAACCGAGCCGCGAACCAUUGUGUAAUAGGCCGACCUUCGUUUGGGAGUGUCUCACGAAGCCCGUUGACUGGCUGGUACAGCUCGGUUCAAAACUUCAAGGCCCCUCCCACCUCGCAACCCAGUACCGCUGCACACCAGAAGCGAUCCCAUUUCAGCCAGUGGUUGCAGAAACACCAAGACACGAUCCCACAAGCAAGGGCCCAUGUCUCCCAAAACAAGCAGCAGCAGCUUUUCUUGUCCACCCAGAGCCCCAGGCGACAGACUGCAGCAAAACAUGCGCACGUACGAAGGCCAGCGGCGGCCCGCCAGUACCUUGUUAUCGAGGAAAGUGCACCUCGUACCCGGGAGAAGAAGGAAAGGGAGGCACAGAAGCAGACCCACCCCCAGCCAUUCGCUGCUUCUCCAUCUGUCAGUCAACUGGGUCUACGCAUACUGUCCUAUACCUACCCCAAAAGACCUGAAAAAGACACAAUCGAUGCGCGCGGUUCAUUGGUGGCCGCGUCCUACCUCGAGUACGCCGAUGAAACAAGCGAUGGGCAGCUUUCUCCAGCCCUCUCUACCAAUCGAUUCACGAACAUGGCCAAGAAACAAGGCCCUCCGGAGAACUCGAACUCGCUUCCGUCUGGAGGACUGACGACCCUUCAACUCGCUCACCUCGAACUACUGGGCGUCUAUGUGUAA